Molecule: messenger RNA, 730 nt
Organism: Babjeviella inositovora NRRL Y-12698
Lineage: Eukaryota; Fungi; Ascomycota; Pichiomycetes; Serinales
Exons: 1
Source: RefSeq, a predicted model, not a curated record
CUGAGAAGCAAAAAAGAAACGCACAGUGAAAAAUAAAUGUUUGGCAAACGUGACAUGAGCCGCCAGCUCCUGUCACUUUCCCCAUGUUUGCAUGCAGGCGGUGCUCGAAAUGGUGACGCCAAGCCCGCGCGGGCCAUUUUCGCCGCUGUCGGCAUAGUGGAGGUUAAGUGUGGCGUACCGCCACAGCUUUCCUUUGCUCACAGCUCAUUUGGCACGAAUACAUGCGCCACCUGGCUUGUUACUGCUGUGUCUACGUCUCCGCGGCAUGCCCGCAGCAACGGAUGUAAUAUGAGCUCUCCGGGACUCAACCUUAAUUGAAUAAGAAUUAGAGCCGAAGAACUUUAGAGGGUAAACAGGUGGGGGAGGUGGUACGGCAUCAUGCCAAAGGGCUAAGAAAUUGUAUCUGUAACUUCGGACCUGUGGGUGAAAUCCCCUCAAACUGUGAGGCGUUCACCCUCCCCGAUCUAAACUGCAUAAAAAUCGCAUCCUCUCAGUAGUGGCCGGCUGAAGUAGGCAACAUUUACCCCCAGGGACAGACAGCUGCUUGACGUGAUUUUCACGCUGUGGAGCUUUGCCGGGAAACGCACAGGAUGCCGUGCGACCAAUAUAGCCAGCAUGACUUUGCUAUGGGAAGUCAGUGCCGGCAGUCCAUGCAGGAAGUCACACUUUUCCCCACCCAAAUCUCCACCUUAAGGCAGCUUGGAAGGCAGCUCUGAGCAAAAUGAAGAAA